AAGGAAGGAAGGGUAGAAGGAUUUUAAUUACAUUUGGCAUUGGGCCUCAAAAGAAAGAGUGACAGUUCAUACUCAGAGAAUCCGUGUUAAUAGUCUAAUAUGAAACUAUGCGUAUCUAUAAUAGUUUUGAGAAAUAUUACAGGAACACGGCUGGACAAGGCUACCUUCCAGUGAGUGCUGUUGGCCAUAUGGGACGAAGUCUGUGCAAUUGUGCGAGAGAGAUAGAGACAGAUAGAAAGAGUGAGAUUUACAGGGAAAGAAGUGGGGGUGAAGCUGUAAAGUACCAAAUAUACACAACAGGAAAAUGCGCCCUUGGCGACAUUAAAAUGCGUGUUUGGAGUGCGCAUGGAACUUGUCUGCUGUCUAGGAUAGACGUGGAGGGAGCAUGGUCACGCAGCGGAUGCGGAAAUGAGGCGCAUGUGCUGCCAAUGGAAUGGCGGGUACUAAGCGGCACAACCCUCGUGUUGUACACCGUCACAUUCGUGGGGUGGAACUGAUACAGCCAGCACCCCACAUCAGAGCUUCUUGUUUACGUACCGUCACUGUAUCCGGAAUUCAUCAUGUUUUGGAUCUUAAGAAGAACUCGACUGACUAGUGCUGCCGCUUUCUUUAACGCAAUCAACAACAACAACCAGAGCAGCGACAAUGCCACAGGUUCGAGUAGGGGUACGAGGAAGGGAUACAACAAGUUGGCGGGCGAAGAGUCCGACGUGAACAAUGCCAACUGCACGGCGCCACAGUGCGUCGUGCAAGAGUCGUCAGGUCCCGGACACGGCCCAGGCCCCGGAGGUCCGGAUUCUUCGGACACAGACUCCAACUGCACUGACCUUGAACUGGAGGAGGAAAUCUCGGACGACUCCGACUAUGACGAGGCCCUUACAUGUAAUGUAUGUGAUCGCUCUUUCACCAGCCCACGACAGCUAGCUCACCAUCAACAGAAGAAACGGCAUUUUGGAUGCUCAGCAUGUGACAGUCUUUUUCCUUCAUUAAUGGCCCUUGAGCAUCACAAAGAAGAAUUUGAACACUGGUCUGGUGAUGAGAGCAUUGGUAAUACAGAAUCUGGUAAUGAGACAAGUGAUGAUACGGUGACCAGCGAAGAACUGGAAAGGCUGCUAUAACUUACCAACAUGUGUUAGCCAUUCCAAUGCUGUGGACACUUUCUUUAAAAAUUGUAUUUAUCCUUCCAUUCCUCACAAAGGAAUAUGGCCUUUUCAGUUAUAUGGCAAUGAGGGUAACUUCCUCUGGAGGACUGGACAUAUUGUGAAACUAUAAAUCAUAACUUCUUGAAUACAUGGAACACCCACUUUAGAGAUGAGGCAUGUCAUAUAAGCAGGUUGCUAAUUAUCCCACCCAUGGUUCAUGUCUCUAAGUCUUUUAUUUGGAAUUAUUAUAAUGCUCGGCUGAAAGGCGUCAUUUUAAAAAGGAGUCCUUUAUGCUACAAAUAUGUUUAGCACACACAAUGAUAACAGCAGAUCUUAAACCUACAUUUACCAAAAGAAAGAUAUAUGUCACACAGUUUCAGUGUAAACUUAGAAAUACCUUGCAUUUUGUAAAUAAUCUGCAAGAAGUAAUGAAAAGAAAUUUUAAAUUGUUACACUGAGAUAAAAAGGUAAUCAUUGAAAUUUCUACAGUACUUCCAAAUAUGCAUUUAAAUCUCUAAAUAUAUUUAUUUGUGUCUAAGUACUUUCUAACAUCUGAUAUUGUGAUUUGCUUUAGUUUUAAACACGAAAUUAAGUAAUAUAACACAAAUUAGCAUUUGUCCCUUUCUAAUAUAAGGGAAUAACAAAAUCAGUCAACUAUAAUUUGCUUUUCUCGUUUUAUAUUAACAACCAAAAUCUGAUAACUAGUUCUUAGUAUUCUAGUUCUACUGCAAAAUAUUGGCUUUGAAAAUUGAAUAUAUUUUUACAUUUAUACCAGAAGGAUGUUUACAUUUAAAGUGAAUAUGCUUUUGACAUAGAUACAUUUGAAAUUAAUGUUGUAAAAUAUCAGAGACUAAACCACUAAUUUAACUAAAUAAAGGGCUACAUAAUAAUAUUCUAGUUAUUUUUUAUUUUAGUCUUUCAAACCUCACUUUCAAUGUAAUAGAAUUUUUUCUAAGAACUGUGACAAUCUAAUAUUCUGUAACUAUAUAUUUGUAUUUAUUUUGGAUUUGGACACAUCGAUCACAAGUCAAGAAAAGUGCAUAUAUUACAGUACACAUUAUAUGUGUACUCAAUUUACUAAACAUUAGAAUUACUGUAUUAAAUAAAUGUAUGUGGGUAAAC
Molecule: messenger RNA, 2264 nt
Organism: Zootermopsis nevadensis
Lineage: Eukaryota; Metazoa; Arthropoda; Insecta; Blattodea; Termopsidae
Source: RefSeq, a predicted model, not a curated record